UUGUUUCAGUAACAAUGUCCAAGUGUAAGAAAGUAUGCCAUAUAAGGACACAAAUUCCGAUAAGCACCUACACUUUCAAGUGGUCCAUAGAACACUUUUCAAAACUUUUGCUGGAAAAAGAAAUCAUAAGUCCUGAUUUCUAUCCUUGCUGUUCUGAGGUUAGGUGGUAUUCUUAUAUGAGAAAGUCUUCAUCACAUUUAAUUUGGAUCAUGUGCAAUCCUACAAAGCAAAAGGUAUCUGUAGAACACACAAUUUCUAUUGUGGACUCUAGCGGAAAAGUAUGGUAUAAAAAGAUACUUCAUCAGACAUAUGAGAAAUAUGAACAAUGUGCACUGAUUGACCAAUACGAUAAAAUAAAUACUAACGAUAUAUAUAAUCUGACAAAAGAUAUUGUGACAUUUUCUUGUUCCAUGACAUUUUCAGGACACAAUAUCGAGACGCAAACCUUUGAGCUGAUAUCGGAAGGUGCGGAUGACAGUAAAAAUCUCGUAAAAUUGUCUAGCGAUUUGAAAACCAUGUAUGGCGUUUCUCUGUACACCGAUGUGUGCUUGCGCAUCGGCGCUGACUCUUUGCGAGUGCACAAAGCAAUUAUAUGUGGACGAUCCCCAGUGUUUGCAAAAAUGUUCGAACACAAGCUAGAGGAAAAGGAAACCAACGUUAUAGAAAUAGUGGACUUAAAAAUGCAAGUUCUUAAAGACUUGAUUUCAUUCCUGUACACAGCGUUUGUACCAAAUGAGGAUUUUCAUUCUGUUCUAGCUUUGUACUACGCUGCUGAUAAAUAUGAUGUUUCAGAUCUCCGCAAGUUUUGCGGGGAAAUUCUCUUAUCCAAGUUAACCAUUGACAAUGCUUGCCUAGCAUUGGCACUCGCUGAACGCCACUCUGACCAAACGUUGAAGGAUUCUGUCAUGACCUUUAUGGAUAUCAAUCUGGAGCCAAUUUUGGUGACAGAUGAGUGGACAAAUCUCAUCUCAGAGGAUACUAAGCUUGCGGCGGAAGUGAUGCGAACUCGUUCGCAAAACAAAAUUGAUGUUGAGACAAAUGUUAAUGAAAUUGAUCAGUAAAUGUUACUGAAAUAGCUGAGAUAUAUGACAAUGAGAUAUCAAGCAGGGUCUCUGACUUUGCCUGACAGGGGGUCAAGUCUCCUCCGAUAAGGGGGCUCAAAAAAGUUAAUUCAAAAUAGUUAAGUUGAAACGGGUUUUAUACUUAAAACUUUUUUUCACUUAAUUUUUUUCAAGUCUGUUUCUAAGAAGCCAGAAUCACUAGUUUUGAUACCUUAAUGUGCAGAUUCAUUUUAAUGUAAAUUUCAAUUGUAUUUUUUUAUGUUAUCGAUGUAUCUUGUACUGUAUGGUGCAAUUUACCAAACAUUGUAAGCUUAAAAAUUAUUUCCGAAAUAAAGUGAAAUUGUUGUCGCAGUCAAAACUCUUUCAGAAAAUAAUAACUUAAAGAUUACUCGUAUAACAUAAAAAUUAGUCGAUAAUAAAAAUUUGAAAUUUCACGUACAUUUAACGAAACAGUUAAAAAACAAUAUGAAGUGAAAAAGUUGUUUUUUUAUGCAUCGAUUAGCUUCUGAAUCAUUUCGGUGUUAAAUUCAAUUUCACUUAAUAGAUCAUUUUUGCAAAUAAAGUUAUAAGUACAUUUUUUGCAACCACAUAAAUUAUCUAAAGAUAUCGUGCCCUAUUUUGUAUAAACUUCGAAAUGCUUAUGCCUUUUAAAUUGUCAAGUUCGAUUUUCUUUUAUCCUAAUUAUUAUAAUGUAAUUUCAUAGUG
Parasteatoda tepidariorum (common house spider) is the source of this 1766-nucleotide messenger RNA. RefSeq names its product speckle-type POZ protein-like. The record is from RefSeq and is a predicted model, not a curated record. NCBI's taxonomy places the organism in Eukaryota, Metazoa, Arthropoda, Arachnida, Araneae, Theridiidae. Gene Ontology annotation, molecular function: protein binding.